GUUUUCAAAUGAGAGGUAGAGAGAGAGCACGAGGCAACCGGCCAGGAGCUUGGGGAAGACGAAGGGCAUAGAGCUAUGGCUACAGCAGAUCAAGACGACAUGCAAGAUACCAACAGCGAAGCAGCAACCGAGGAUUGGGGAUAUGAGCAGCUUUGGAAAACUUUCAUGAAGUAUGGGAGGGUUUAUGCCAUUUACAGCCCUAUAAGAAGAAAUAAGGAGGGGAACAGAUUUGGGUUUGUCCGUUUUUUGGAUGUUAAAAAUGAAAAAAAAUUAGAGAGGCAACUAGAUCAAAUAUGGGUGGAAAAUCGCAAACUGAGGGUCAAGUCUCCCCGCUUUAAGAAAAACUCCAAGGAGUUAGCUUUGAUGAAGAGGACAAAAAGUGCUAUUGCAAGAAGGACAUGCAGCAACGCUGAUGUUGUAGCUGGGCGUAAUAGCGGGUUACAGCAGAACACAAUAAGCAAAGUAGGAACUGAUACUCGAAGAGAAAGACAGUUUGCUAGUUCUGUAAGCUGCUAUAGGGAAGUGGGUAUGGAGAAAAAAAAGAAAAAGUUGAAACAUGGGUUGGACUGGAUUUCAACCCACGAGGAUUGGAUUUGGCUUGAAGGGUGCUACGUUGGCAUAGCAAGAGCAGUGGAAUUGGUGUUAAUUCUACAAGAGCGAUUCUACAUGGAAGGCUUGUUCUCCGUAAGAUUGAGAGCAAUGGGAGGCAAAAUGGUUCUUAUUGACUGUGAUGACAAAGAAGAACUCAAAGACCUUAUAGAAUUGGCAAGUGAUUGGCUCAGCCAAUGGUUCGACGAGAUCCGGCCAUGGACUCCAACUCUAGUAGCAACUGAGAGAUUUGUUUGGGUGAAAUGUUUUGGAGUCUCUCUGCAUGCUUGGGGACCUGAUUUGUUCAACACCAUUGCCACGUUGUGGGGGAAGUUCAUCUCUCUAGAUGAAAGUGAAGAAAACUUAUGAAAAGAGAGAACUUUGAGUAUACUGAAUUGUAUUCAAUCUGAUGAAUGACUACAUACAUAUGUUAGUAUAUAUAUAUACAAGAUAUUCUAAGUAUAUGCCUAAAAUUUUGGUCUUGACCGUUGCUUGAUUUCUCCUUAAAUUAUGCACUAUGAGUAAUAGCUAGAGUUGCUUUUUCCCUUCUGAUAUCUUUUGUAUCCUUAGCUGAUCCUUUUUCCCUUCUAAUAUCUUCUGUUUCCUUUCUUAGCUUAUAUGCUGUUGUUGGAUUUGAUUCUUGUGAUCUUGCUUGUUUUGAUUUAGUCUUCAUACUCCCCCUCAAACUGGCGUGAGGUGACUCAACCAAACCCAGUUUGAACUUUAACAACUGAAAUUGAGAGCGCGAAAGUGGUUUUGUAAGCAUGUCUGCAAUUUGAUCAUUGCUGGGAAUAUAUCUGGUUACUAGUGUACUAAGUGCUACUUUUUCUCUAACAAAGUGAUAAUCUAAUU
This is a messenger RNA of Rubroshorea leprosula, 1440 nucleotides long. The record is from the annotation of a GenBank genome assembly. Lineage: Eukaryota; Viridiplantae; Streptophyta; Magnoliopsida; Malvales; Dipterocarpaceae.